AUCACUAUUUCUCUUACCUUUGGGCUGCCUAUGUUAAUAAGCUUGCAGGAGGCCCCAGCUCCUGGUUGCCGUGACAACCACAAGGAGCCAGCCAUUAGCGCCAUUACGCAGGAUGCUCAAGCCCCAGCUGAGAUGCAGUGAGGAGUGCAGACAGUGAGAGGAAGACAACCAGGAUCUCGCUGCCUUAGCUGUAAGCAUCCAAAACAUCCAGAUGUAGAUGCUGGCACAAAGAGGAAAACGGGGAAGGGAACGAGAGAAGAAAGGGUGGGGAAAGCCUGUGAUUCCAGGGCUUCUGAAGCUUGUGUGGUGUGGAGUCUGAGCUGGAGGAUGGGCAGGACAUCAGUUUGACUAUGUGCAACAGAAGCAGCACCUUCCCAUCAAGGAUGGACUGACCCUGGAAGGGGAAGGAUUUAGCACAUAAGAAGCAAAUGUUUGAAGUCCCACUAGGAAGAAAAUGGAAAGCUUAGGAGAUGAUAACUGAACUCAUCAGAGCUGAUGUGAUCACCAAUCAAGACAGUAUAAAAGCAGGGGUUCUUAUCCUGGGGUUAAUGUAGGUAUCAGGAGAACACAACUGUCCCCCUCCCCUUAUGCAGGGGCUACCAAGAGUGUGGAAGCAUGGAGGAAAGUCGAAACGAGAAGACAAAUGAAGCUCAUAUUCUCUUUGACCGAUUUGUCCAGGCCAGCACCUGCAAAGGGACGCUGAAAGCUUUCCAAGAGCUCUGUGACUAUCUGGAGCUAAAGCCCAAGGACUAUCGCUCCUUCUACCACAAGCUCAAGUCCAAGCUUAACUAUUGGAAAGCCAAGGCCCUCUGGGCGAAACUGGAUAAACGGGGCAGCCACAAAGACUACAGGAAGGGCAAAGUGUGCACUAACACCAAGUGUCUCAUCAUUGGAGCUGGACCUUGUGGCCUUCGCACAGCCAUUGACUUGUCCUUACUGGGAGCCAAGGUGGUGGUCAUUGAGAAGCGGGAUGCCUUCUCCCGCAACAAUGUCCUUCAUCUCUGGCCAUUUACCAUACACGACCUGAGAGGUCUGGGUGCCAAGAAGUUCUAUGGCAAGUUUUGCGCUGGGGCCAUUGACCACAUCAGCAUCCGGCAACUCCAGCUAAUCCUUUUGAAGGUUGCCUUGAUUCUUGGCAUUGAAAUCCAUGUGAAUGUGGAAUUCCAGGGGCUGGUACAACCCCCUGAGGACCAAGAGAAUGAACGAAUAGGUUGGCGGGCACAGGUACACCCCAAAACACACCCUGUAUCGGAGUAUGAAUUUGAAGUGAUCAUUGGAGGGGAUGGCAGGAGGAACACCUUAGAAGGAUUUCGACGGAAAGAAUUUCGAGGCAAAUUGGCCAUUGCCAUCACAGCAAAUUUCAUCAACCGUCAUACCACAGCAGAAGCCAAAGUAGAAGAGAUCAGUGGUGUGGCCUUCAUAUUCAAUCAGAAGUUCUUCCAGGAACUCCGGGAAGCCACAGGUAUUGAUUUGGAGAACAUUGUCUACUACAAAGACGACACACACUACUUUGUUAUGACAGCCAAAAAGCAGAGUUUACUAGAUAAAGGAGUGAUACUGCACGACUAUGCUGACACAGAACUCUUGCUGUCUCGGGAGAAUGUAGAUCAGGAGGCUCUGCUCAGCUAUGCCAGGGAAGCAGCUGACUUCUCUACCAAUCAGCAGUUGCCAUCAUUGGACUUUGCCAUCAAUCACUAUGGGCAACCAGAUGUGGCCAUGUUUGACUUUACCUGCAUGUAUGCAUCAGAGAAUGCUGCCCUGGUUCGGGAACAGAACGGUCACCAGUUAUUGGUGGCUCUGGUUGGGGAUAGCCUGCUUGAGCCUUUUUGGCCGAUGGGAACCGGAAUAGCCCGAGGCUUUCUGGCUGCUAUGGACUCAGCCUGGAUGGUUCGAAGCUGGUCUCUAGGAAUCAGUCCCCUGGAGGUUCUAGCAGAAAGGGAAAGCAUUUACAGGUUGCUGCCUCAGACUACUCCUGAGAACGUGAGUAAAAACUUCAGCCGUUACAGCAUUGAUCCUGUCACCAGGUAUCCCAAUAUCAAUGUCAACUUCCUGCGGCCAAACCAGGUACUUCAUUUAUAUGACACAGGAGAACUGAAAGAUGUUCACCUGGAAAUGGAGAACCUAGUGAAUUCUCAAGUAACACCAAAGCUUACCCGAAAUGAGUCUGUAGCUCGUUCUAGCAAGCUGUUGGGCUGGUGCCAAAGGCAAACAGAUGGCUAUGCUGGAGUGAAUGUGACAGAUCUUACCAUGUCCUGGAAAAGUGGCCUUGCCCUUUGUGCAGUUAUCCAUAGAUACCGCCCUGAUCUCAUAGAUUUUGAUUCUUUAGAUGAACACAACACAGAGAAGAACAAUCAACUGGCGUUUGAUAUUGCUGAAAAAGAAUUAGGCAUUUCUCCCAUCAUGACAGGCAAGGAAAUGGCUUCAGUUGGGGAACCAGACAAGCUUUCAAUGGUGAUGUACCUGACCCAGUUCUAUGAGAUGUUCAAGGACUCCGUCCCCUCCAGUGUUACCUUGGAUGCUGAAGAGAAAGCGGUCCAGAUUGCUAGUACCAAAUCCCCCAUCUCCUUCCUUAGCAAACUUGGACAGAGCAUUUCCCGGAAGCGCACUCCGAAGGAUAAGAAGGAGAAGGACUUGGAUGGUGUGGGGAAGAGGAGGAAGACCAGUCAGUCAGAGGAGGAGGAACCACCUAGAGGUUACAGGGAAGAGAGGCCCACUCUGGUAAGCGCCCUAACUGACAGGAGGAUCGAUGUCGCUAUUGGCAACCAGAAUAAAGUCAAGUCCAUGGCUACUCAAUUACUGGCAAAAUUUGAGGAGAAUGCACCACUACAAUCCACUUCUGGCAUAAGGAGACAGCCAAUCCAAGAGCGUUGUAUCAGCCAGCCAUCCUUCAGACAACCUGAGCAGGGCCGCCCUGCUCCGAUACCUCAAUGGAAACAGCAACGGCGAAAGGAGUGUUCUCGGACAUGCCCGAAAAAAGUGAUUACACUUUCUUCUCCCUCCAUUCCACCUUCUCGGUUUUAUAGCAGUCAACAGAUGUACAGGGAUCUUGAUGCUGACAGCCGUGGCAAGCAGAGUCCCCACUCUGAAAGGCAAGAAACUGAACCUUCUCGUCGAUUUUUUGUUGAGCAAUGGGAGCUUUCCCUUAGCCUUCGUUCCUCCAACCGCCCUGCCUCACCCUCCUCUGACUCCCUCCGACAGAAGUAUAUAAAGAUGUACACGGGCGGAGUGAGCUCAUUGGCUGAGCAGAUAGCCAAUCAGCUUCAAAGGAAAGAGCAGCCCAAAACCCUUCUAGACAAGAAGGAACUGGGUUCAUUGAAGAAGGAGUUCCCCCAGAAUAUAGGAGGCAGUGAUAUUUGCUAUUUCUGCCAUAAGCGAGUCUAUGUGAUGGAGAGGCUAAGUGCUGAAGGGAAGUUCUUCCAUCGAAGCUGCUUUAAGUGCGAAUACUGUGCUACUACCCUGCGCCUGUCUUGCUACGCAUAUGACAUUGAGGAUGGUAAAUUCUACUGUAAACCUCACUACUGUUAUCGACUUUCUGGAUAUGCACAGAGGAAGAGACCAGCAGCGGCUUCUCUGUCUGGGAAGGAGACUAAAGGAGCCCUGCAGGACGGCACCACAGCAGACAGAACUGGACGAUCCAACUCUACCGGCAGCUCAGUGGAGAGGACUCCAGGUUCAAGUGUGAAUGGCUUAGAGGAGCCCAGCCUUGCUAAGAGACUGAAGGGUACGCCAGAAAGGAUUGAGCUGGAGAAUUACCGGCUGUCCAUGAAACAGGCAGAAGAACUGGAAGAGGUUCCUGAGGAAACCCUAGCAGAACACAAUCUGAGCAGCGUGUUGGACAAAGAAACAGAAGAGGACGUGGCAAGCAGCAGUUCAGAGUCUGAGAUGGAGGAGGAAGAUGAGGAGGAAGAAGAGGAAGAAUCUCAUCUUCCCCCUUCAGACCUGGGAGGUGUACCUUGGAAGGAAGCUGUUCGCAUCCAUGCUCUUCUGAAAGGAAAGAGUGAGGAGGAGCUGGAAGCCUCUAAAAAUCAUGAGCCUGGGAAUGAAGAAGAGGAAGAAGAAGAGGAAGAGGAGGAAGAGGAGGAGGAAGAGGAAGAAGAAUCUAGUGAAGAGGGAGAGUAUUGCCCCUGGAACAGAGAACUUCAGCAAGGCCAAUGGCUCCAACAUAAUUCAAAUGAAGAGGAUACGGGUACAUUUAAAGCUGGGAAUCUGAAGCUACAGCAGAUUGUAAAUCUAGUCGAUCCCCUGGAGAUCCAGGCAGAUGUACACUGGACGCAUAUUCGUGAAAAAGAGGAGGAGGAUCAAAUGGCGUCUGCCUCCAAGUCCUCUGGUUCCAGAGCCCCAUUUGAUGAAAAUGAUCUGGAAGAAGACGUGGACACAGAGCCUGCAGAGAUGGAGGGAGAGGCAGCAGAGGAUGGGGACACCGGGGACACUGGUGCAGAGCUAGAUGAUGAUCAGCGCUGGUCUGAUGAUAUCCCAUCUGAUGCUGAGGCUGAGUUGGGUUUACCGGACCAGGAAGCAUUAAAGAAAGAGCUGAAGCUUGAGGUGUCAGCGAAGGAAGAGGAGCAGCCAGCCUCCCCACCGCACCAGCAAGGAGAAGGUCCCUCUCCACACUCUAGCCCUAGCAAGUCUCCUCUAGAAAGUCCUGGUCUACUCUCCCCAGUUAGCAGAACAAAAGCAGAGGACAUCCAGGUCCCCUCCUCUUCAGUUUUCAAUAAAGAGAAAUCUCCGGAGGAGCGCUUUUUCCCAGAUGUAUUCCUCAGCAAAGAAAAGCCAGAAGUUGACAUCCCCAUUGAUCAGAAGGUUUUGAAUGCUUCUGCAUCAUUGUCUCCUAUCCGAUCCCAGCCAGCAGCACUGCCAGAAGCUAUCACGACCCCCUCCCCAGUUAUGUCCCGGCCUGUGUCUCCUUCAGUGACUCCCACUUCACCUUCCACACAACUUCCUAUCUGCUCUCAGCCCCAGCCUUCUUCUGAAACAUCCAUUCCAUCCCCUACAGAGUCUCCUAUACGUUUCCAACCCAGUCCAAUAAUAACAUCCACUCCUCUGUUGUCCCUCACACGUAAAGACCAAGAUAAUACAGUGGAAAAGCCACGCAGCCCUGUUGCCUCAGAUGAAUCCAUAAAACGUAAUGACCUUGUGGAGGAAUUUUGGCUAAAGAGUGCUGAGAUACGCAGGAGCCUUGGACUCACCCCAGUGGAUAGAAAAAAGGGGACUGAACCCAGUAUCACUUUGUCCAGCCUUGAUCUUGUGUCCCUGAAAUCAUUUUCAACCAAGAAGGUGUCUCAAGAUGAAGAAAUCCAUGCCAUGAAACCCCAACCUUCUAGAAAGCCAGGCAUACCGAAGUUAGAUAGCGAUCAGCCAUCACUGCUGACUCCUAAAUCCCCGUCUGAGAAAGAACUGAAAAACUUGAUCCACGAGGAGAGGAAAGACUUGUCCAGCAGCUCUGGCCUGGGUCUUCACGGCAGCUCUUCCAACAUGAGGACCUUGGCUAGUCAGAGCUUUAAUACCUCUGACUCGACCAUGCUCACACCACCUUCAAGCCCUCCUCCUCCCCCACCACCAGAUGAGAAACCAGCCACUCUUCGAAGAAAGAAACAGGCAUCCUGGCAGAAUGAGACUGAACCCAAGCCCUCACCUACCGCUGCCCCAGUAGCCCUUGUCCGGCCCCACCAAGAGCCAGCCCAGCCAUCCAGAGAAGAGGUGCGGAAGUCAUUUGUGGAAAGUGUUGAUGAGAUUCCAUUUGCCGAUGAUGUGGAGGACACAUACGAUGAGAAGACAGAAGACACGAGCUUCCAGGAAAAGUUCUUCACCCCACCCAGCUGCUGGCCCUCCUCAGAAAAACCUCUCUACCUACCCUUGGCCAAAGAGAAUGGCAGGUUGCCUGCUUUGGAAGGUGAGUCCCAGCAACAAAAGAGGGGGCUUCCUGUGGUGUCUCCAGAAGCCAAGGAACUGGCCAAAGAGCGGAUGAGAGCCAGAGAGAAAUCUGUGAAGAGCCAGGCAUUGCGAGAUGCCAUGGCCAAGCAGUUAAAAAAGAUGAAAGAGAUGGAGAUGACAGCUGCCGCUGCAGCUGGAACCUCUAGGAUCUCAAACAAAGCUGCUUCCUUGCCUUCCAAGAUGAAAGAGCAUCUGGUCUCAGAACCCCUAAAGCCGUCGGCUCUCAGAAGAUCUGAGGUGCCUACCCUAAAGCACGAAGCAACCAGCGAGGAGUUCUUUUCCCCACCAUCUGAUUCAGGAGGCCCUGAUGGCUCUGUCACAUCCUCUGAGGGGUCUAGUGGAAAAAGCAAAAAACGAUCUUCACUCUUCUCCCCCCGAAAGAACAAGAAAGAGAAGAAAUCCAAGAAUGAGGGCCGGCCACUAGAAAAGCCGAGUGGGAAUGUUCUGGAGGAAUCUGCUGCCAAGCCUAAGUCUUUGUGGAAAUCAGUAUUCUCAGGGUAUAAGAAGGACAAGAAGAAGAAGGGAGACAAUAAAUCCUGCCCCAGCACUCCAUCCAGCGGUGCCACAGUGGACUCUGGGAAGCAUAAGAUGUCUCCCAUGGUCAGAACAGAGCUGCAACUACGUCGACACUUUAGUUUCUCAGAAGACUCUGAUCUCUCCAGUGAUGAUGUCCUAGAGAGGUCUUCCCAAAAGUCCAAGCGAGAGCAGAGGACCUACACAGAGGAGGAGCUGAACGCCAAACUGACCAGGCGAGUACAGAAGGCAGCUCGGAGACAAGCCAAGCAGGAAGAGCUCAAGAGAUUACAUAGAGCCCAGAUUAUCCAACGACAGCUGGAGCAGGUGGAAGAGAAGCAGAGGCAACUAGAGGAGAGAGGAGUUGCUGUGGAAAAAGCUCUCCGUGGUGAAGCAGACUAUUGGGGAGAGUCUUAUUACAGUGACAUCAUCGACUUGCAUCUGGGUGGCAUGGGGAAGAAGGACGAUCCCAAGCUGAUGCAGGAGUGGUUCAAGCUAGUACAAGAGAAAAAUGCUUUGGUGCGCUAUGAAUCAGAGCUGAUGAUAUUCGCCCGUGAACUAGAACUAGAAGAUCGUCAGAGUCGAUUACAACAAGAGCUCCGAGAACGGAUGGCCAUAGAAGAUCACUUAAAGACAGAUGAAGAGUUACUGGAAGAGAAGAGGAUUCUGAAUGAGAUGUUAGAGGUGGUGGAGCAGAGGGACUCUCUGGUGGCCUUACUCGAAGAGCAAAGGCUUCGAGAAAAAGAGGAGGACAAGGAUCUGGAAGCUGUCAUGCUGUCUAAAGGCUUCAACAUGAACUGGUCCUGAGGAUCUGCUCACUCUCACUGGUCAGUCUUGCAUAGCCAUUUGGCCCGGGCUGGGCUCUCCAGAAACCCCUAGCUCGAGAGAUCUGAGAAGGUCUGGCAUUUUCUGAGAGCAUACUUUCAAGCAUCCAUGUGCCUCUUUCAGCAGUGGAAUUGAGCCUCAUGUGUUUUGGGGAAAACCCCAAGUGGGGUUGAUUAGCUGAGUGAGUCCGGCCACCCUGGAGAACCUGGCUGAAGGGGCCCACCUGAGAUAUAUGCACGAGGAGAAGGAAGAGCACAGAGUGAUUGACACUUAUUGUGGAAAACCCUUUAUCCUCCCAAAGAGACCACGAUUGAUCCUUUCCCUAUUUCCUCUACUAACCUGUUCAGUCAGAGAAGGAAGUGAAGAGACUCCCUCUUUGUUGAUGUCAUGGCUACUAUGGAAUUAACUUCCUAUGGUGGGGAGUCGAAGUAGCCAAAGGGAGCAGCGGUUUUACCUUUUCUUCCUAUAACCCCAUGAAAGAAACCUAAAAAACAUUCCCCAUCCUGAGAAUACCCAAGAGGGUAAGACUACCAUUGUCAGGCUGGGGUGUAGCCAUCCAUCUUGGAGGUCAGGGAUGGUGACUAAGAGCUCUCUCCAGGGAGGUCUCUGGAGUUAGCCCUACAAGUGAAGAGGGUACUUACAGGUGCAGCCCUACACUACACGAUGUAUGGACAGUUCAUUUGGAGUGUGUGGCCCAAGCGUUUCCCUGUGGCAAGGACCCCCUGGGGUGUGCUACCUUUCACCUUUGUUUUGAAUCGCAACUAUUUUGACACUGGAAAAUACUGACUUGGAGGGACGGAGGGGGUCAAGGCCCCAGGUUUCAGAGCCCAUUUGAGGACUGCCUCAGGACAGAAAGUUAUUGACACUGUUCAGUACUUUAAGGUGGGAAAGGAGAAUAUGUUUUCCUUGAUUUUUUUUCCUGUGUUUGCACAAUGAAAAUGAAGCAAAGACCUGACAGGACCCUCGGUCACUUUGAACCCUUUUUUUUUUUUCAAUUAACUUAUUUUUUUUAAUACUUGAAAAAAAGCAAGUUCGCUUUUUAUAUCUUUACAAAAAACACAAAUCAUCUAGUGCUCAACUGAGGGAGUGCCAGACAUCUGUCUUACAUCAUUCGUCAUCCAGUCGGCAACUGACUGAAGUCUUGGUUACACGUGUCUAUUUAUUCAUGUCCUUCAUGAUAUUUCUAGCCUGUUAUUCUGGUUGGCUUCAGGGAAUAGAACACGGCCCUGUUGUGACCUAGUUUUUCUCUUGUUAUCCGAUGGCUUGUUCUGUGCUCUCUUAUGUGUCCUGUCCUUGGCCCUGUGCCUCUUCGGCCUUGGAGAAUAUGGCACAUCCCCAGGACCCAGCUCUCCCUUUCCCUCUGUGCUUCAGAUUUGCAAAUGGGGAAUAGUCGUGCAUCAGAGAAUAUUUCAAUUAACAUUCAAGAGAAAGCCAAGAUUAUGACACCAACCUUGUGUCCCUUACCCCAGUCCUACUCUUGAUUUCUCUCCUGUUGUGAGAUCCUGGCUCUGAAAAGGCUGCUCUUCUCAUAUCUGACACCAAGGGUUUCUCCUAUCAAAAAUAUACUUAUGAAAGAAGGUAGUGGGGUUAACCUUCUUUAUUGACUAGGCCAAUUGACAUCGAUGCAUCUUAUUAAUCCAGUGGGCAGGAGCCUCACUAAGGAGAGUUCCUCAGACCAAGCCCAUCAUAAAGAAAUGUACCGGGUACAGUAGGACUUUACUAUAGGUUUGGGCAGACUUUCCAGGCAAAUAGAUGAACUCCAUUUGCUCCUCUCUUCUCCAGAACGAUAGAGGGGAAGCAGGCCUUAGAAUCCUAGCAUUGAUUAGCAGCAUGCAAUCAGCAGCCUGAACCAAGCUCACUGCAGUUCGCUGGAGUUCACCCAAAAGCUAGUUUCUCCAAGUUCCCAGUUCCACUAGUGUUAGACUAAGCCAGGAGUCUAAUUGCUGUCACUGGGAGUAUGGUGAACUCAGGGAAGGUGUCCUCCAUCCCGUUCUUGAUUAGGCUGUCUGAUGUCCAGAGAGAACUAAGGCCUUGGCACCUCUCAGAAGCAGCCUAUGGAUAAGACCAAUUGUCAGAUCUGAUCUUGACAUUUCUGUGGGGAAUCAUUUUGUGCCUCAACCAUAACAUCCUCCUUGGACCUCAGUUUUCUCAUCUGUAAAAUGAGGGGGAUCAACUAGAUGGUCCCAUCCAGCUCUAAAGCCAUGAGCCUUUUAAUAGUGAAGGAGCAAAAGAUUUGGUCCCUUACUUUCGUCUAUAAGCUGCCAUCUUUUCCUAUUGAAAUCUCCCAUUGACAAGCGGCUAGAUGCUACCACAAGCUCCGACUUUUAUCCCAAUCUCCCAUAUUUCUAAUAGAGCAGUCUCCAUUUUUGCUCCCUUUUCUCAAAAAGAAAGAUGUUCAGUACUCUGCCUUUGAGUCCCCCAGUUUUCCAUGAAAUGGGCCCCCAACCACCACCAAUACUCUAUAACUGACUAUGUGGCCUUCUCACCAUAGAUCAGGAGUUAAGGAUCAAUUCAGGAUUAAAUCCUAAAUGACUUAAAAGCACGUCACUGUGGUAGUGGUGAUAUGCUUCAAGUAGCUAACGUAGCAACUAUCUCAGAUGUUACUUUUGUCUCUUUCCUGCUCCUGCUGCUGCCAAGAAUGUGAAUAGUCACACUGCUGCGUCCUAUUAAAUCACAAGUCUGCUGCAAUCUCAGCCAGGGGAAAGUGGUGUGCUAAACAUACUAUGCAUAUAGAAGGGGCUUAAUAGAUGCUUAUUGAAUUGAAUUUGCAGAAAGAACAUAAAAAAAAAACACUACAAGCCUGCAAAAUGUUCCCUACUUCUUCCAGUCAACAGUAUUAUGGCUUCAGUGUGGUCAGUGGCAGGAAAUGUAUCAAUUACCUGCAAAAAUUCUAUGUUUCAUAUUGCCUAUCUUUAUUUGCUCCUUACAAAGGAGCCUGAGCUCCUUUGAGUCCAGCCUGAUACUUUUCAGGCUAUAGAAGUGGCUUGUUUUUAAACUCCCAUUUUUGUUAACCACUAUUUUGCAAAUUUUCUUAGUACACUGGCAACAUGAGUAGCAUGCAAAAUUUCCCAGCUCUGGAAACGUGUCAUAUCCUCCAGCUAGGCUUUCUUCCUCAGAUCUUAGUCAUAUCCUUGAGCUGAGCUUUCUUCCUGAGAUCUUAGUUCCUGAAAAACGGGAUCCCGGGUUCUCCAGAAAUUCCAGGAUUGCUUUUAGUGAACACAAGCACAAAAAGACGUCACGAACCACCUGACAGCUUAGAGGGAGCGGGAUCCCCAUUGUUUGAAGGGAAAGCUCUUUGCUUCUGAGUCUCACGGAUCACUUAGCAAUAUGACGAGGUACCUCCCUUGGUUUAUGAUUCUGCCUAUGCUCAGAUUGGUGCCAUCCAUCACUCUGCGAUGGUGCCAGGAGUUUGGAAUCUAGCUUUGGUACCUUGCUCCCAGACUGAUUCUAACCAGCACCAAUGGAACAAUCAUCUACUCCCAUCAAGCAGAAGAAGUAUUUUUUUCAGCAUGGUGAGGAGGGGGGAGAGUAGAAGAGGGAAGACAUUGGACCUGCCUGACCAAGAAAGACGGUCCAUUUUAUGCACAAUAAAAGUUUUAGAAAGAAAUACGUGGUGUAUUUUUUAGGUAUUUUAGUGACUAUAGUUAACCACUCUGCAUUUUCUUCACGGUAGUACCUUAUUCAAGCAAGCAGACACAACUGCCUGAGAAAAGCCUAUAUUCACAUAUUUUACAUAUAUCCAUAUAUCCAUGUAUAUGUAGUAUGUGUGUGCAUACAUUAGAAAAUACAUGUUUUGUAAAGAGCAUAACUUUUUUUUGGGGGGGGGUGAGGCAAUGGGGGUUAAAUGACUUUCCCAGGGUCACACAGCUAGUAAGUGUCAAGUGUCUGAGGUCGCAUUUGAACUCAGGUCCUCCUGAAUCCAGAGCCGGUGCUUUAACCACUGCGCCACCUAGCUGCCCCAAAGAGCAUAACUUUCAUUGGCAUGUGUGCCUUUGGUCCCUCUAUGAAACUCCUUUUUCAUCUUUUGGACUCCCACAUGAGACAAUAUCUGAUAAAGUUCAUCGUGGCCAAAAAUGAACAGUCCUGUGGUGAGCAGGACCACACAAUACAGUUCAUUCAUAAACAGAUUCUCCAUGAAGUUAAAUAAUUCAUUUUGUUCUAGAUCCCUUCCCAGAGCUGCCUUCCCACUAAGUAGAUCCUGAUCCAGGAAUCAGCUGCCUCCCCACUAAGGAUAUCCUGAUCCAGGAAUUAUCCUUGGGGAAAUAACCCAAACUCUAGACAUUUUUUCACUAUAUUUAGCACAACUAAGUAAAUGAACUUGGUUUCAAAACACAGAAAGCUGAUAGGAAUUGCUGAAUAGGCCCCUAGAAUGGGCCAAGUCCAAUCUUCCCUGGUUGGAAGUCGGUCCAAAUAGAAAUGAAAGGAAUUCCAAAGAUUUCUUCAUUCCUCCCCAUCUGAGGCCUUCUCUGCACCUUUUUCCAUUGAUUCUCCUGGCAUAAAAUAAGAUAUCACCUUCCAACUCUCUUCCUCACUUUCUUGGUAAAUCAGAAUUCCUUUCCAAAUUCAGUUUGCUGGUUGGUUCCCAAGUUCACCAGCAAAACUACACACAAAAACAUGUUUUUCUUUUUCAUCUGGAAGGAAUAAGUUGUAGCCAUGUAUGACAAAUGGAGGCAAGUCGGAGGUCAUCACCAUUCUGGAAGCUAAAGCAGCUGGUUAUCUAGGUCUUUGCUUCAAGGGGAUGAAAAUCUACCAGCUGUUUCAGAAAUGGCAGAGGAGGCACAGAUGAGGAGAAUGGGAAGGUCUUAGAAAGGAAAACAAAAUAGCUGAUGUGUUUGGACAGGCUAAGAGAAGUCCUGACAGGCACCACUACUCAUUGGUGGGAUUUUGUUACCCAACUUAGCUUUUCAUUUCCAAGAUGAAACCACCUCUUCUCCAUGCUUAAAAGGUAUGGGAUCCAAUUGCCGUGGCUCUGAGUCAAUAAAUUUAGUGCUGUCAUAUAGGGAAUAGAGGCAUUCUCUGCAGAGACACUGCAGUAGCCAAGUAAGAAAGAAGGCCCAAGAUGAAUGCCAUCUAAUUGCGUCUAUGGGCUGGCACAGAAACAGCCACCAUGGGUAGGGCUUUUUGAUUUAACCUCCUACAGUCCCAUGCUGUCCUGGUCAUCAUACCUAGUUCAAAUGAUCUAGUCUGAAGGAAGUGAAACAGGAACAGAAGUAGAGAGUCUUUUCAUUUUUUUCUAUUUUGAUAGUUUUAACAGUCAUUGCUUUGAAGCAAAUUGAUUCCUCUUAAGUCUUCCAAACCCAUUCCAUCUCCUCUGUAGAGGUCGUCCAAAAUAGUGCUAUCCAAUGAGGAUGGGCAGGUGGAGCAGGCCAAAGUGUUAGAAUGAAAGUAAUGUUUCCUGGGGGCAGCUACGAGGCACAAUGGUUAAAGUACCGGCCCUGGCCUCAGACACUUGACACUUACUUGAUGUGUGACCUUGGGUAAGUCACUUAACCCUCAUUACCCCACCAAAAAAAAUAAGUAGUAUCUCCUACUCAGAUGUGGUCUUCUUCUUAGCUACCAGCAGUGAGCACUAGAGACCACAUUUUGUUGGCAGGACCAGAUAAACUGCCUUGAUGAUGGCCACUCCGUGCGUUUUCAAGAAACCCCAGUAGACUGCCCCAGGACGUUGUUACAUCUGGGUUUCUUCCAGCCUCUAAAGUGACUAUGACCUUAGGGUGACCCCCUUCUUGACACACUUGAUAAGCUAGCCCAGGUCCCUCACCACAAGGUUAGCCUGCAACUGGAACUUUAAAGGGAAAGUUGAACUCUUCACAGCAGCUGCUGCUUCAAGUAUAGAGUUGUAUGUGCCAGCUGCUGCCGCCUUGGAUGACCACUUGCUGCAAGGAGGCAAAGCCAAGGAUCGUUCUUGUAAGAUAUCAUCUUUCUCCUCAUUCCCCACCCCUUUAGGUCUAGGCAUGACGUUCCUAUUUCUCCAAUUUUACAGGAUUCAGGAUCUAAGCAAGAGCAAGCUCUGACACUCUCCCCAACUUAAGCCCAAUAUCCAAGAAUAAAUUCAGUACUCCCUAAAGAUGGCUCUGUGCAGCUUCCACAAGGAAUCACGUAGUAGCCCUCCAUGUCAGGGAAGUUGGCAUUCAUAUGACCCAGUUUUAGUAGCUGCUGUCAGACUUCUGCUAGAUUUCCCCCAAACAGUCAAGAUAUUGGCCCUAGGUCCUGGGCAAUAUUCCCUUUGUAAAUAAUGCUCACCUUGUAGAGGGUAGCUCUCCACACAGUGCUACCAGAAACGAACGUGUGUGUGUGUGUGUGUGUGUGUGUGUGGUGUUAGAGGGAGGGAGCAAACACAAACCUCCCUUGGGUAUGAUAACUACAAGAAGUAGUAGAUUGAGGACAUGGAGAAAUUCCUGAUUUUGGUUCCUGCUUACACACGUGAUGUUAAACAAGUCAUCGCUUCUCUAUGCCUCAAUCCCCCUUGCUACAAAAUGGGGAUGAUACCUACCUCAUAGGAAUGUUGUGAGGGGUAAUAACUUAUGAAGUGGAUUUAUAUCCUAAGGUGAAGGGAGCCACAUACUGUUUGACUCUCGAUGGACAUUCCUGUUUGAAUUAACUGCUCCUGCCUGUGGAGACUGGUGUGAAGUAUACCCCUAAGGAAACCUGACAAGGCUUUGAAGGCAGACCUUCACAAGAGAAUAUAUUCCUGCUGCCAAGUAAUGUUGUCUUAUCUAAAAUCAAUCAGGUUAUAUUAUUUCUAAGUGUCCACAUUUGGCCCUUUAUUACUUCUCUUCCUGCUUAUUAGGUGUUGGCUGCUAGAUAAGCAAUAUGGAAGGCAAUGUUAAGUGCCCUCUCCUCUUUUGUCUUUCACUCCUUUUUACAUUCUUAAAAUGUACCAAGGGGCAGCUAGGUGGAGAAGUGAAUAGAGCACAGGCCCUGGCUUCAGGAGGACCUGAGUUCAAAUUCGGCCUUAGACACUUGAUACUCGCUGUGUGACCCUGGGCAAGUCACUUAACACCAAUUGCCUCACCAAAAACAAACAAACAAAACAUACCGAAGCCAGUCAGCAUUCGCAAACUCCAACCUUGAAUGCUGUGAACCCCAUUCCACAGGCAGACUCUCCACCUCAGUGUUCUGACAGGAAGUUAUGAGGAAUAUAACUGUUGCCUUCUGUAAUAUCAAGAAUGGAUCCUGCCGAGCAGGAUCUAAGAAGGCAAGGCCUCAGGACCACUGAAGAACAUGGGACUUUCUAGUGACUGAUCAAGAGAGAUGAGCACCCCUUUGAUAGUACAUUGCUAAAUAUGAGAACACUUACAAAAGCAGAGUCUACCCUCCUGGGACUUGGAGAAAUUCAGCCAAUGUUAGUCUGACCCUAGAAGUCUGUCCGCCACAAAGAUAAGGAGAAACUUUUAACUGCCUUCAUUUCCAUGUUCUAAAGUUCACACAAACACUUUUUAAGAAACAUUACUACUCACCAGCCUCACUUUGGUUCACAGGAUACUAUUUCUGGAGCAAAGAAUAAAGGGGUUAGACUAUUUCAAGAAAUGCCUCUUUGUUUUUUCAUACUGUUUUUUUUUUUCUUUUUUUUUUUAGUGAG
Messenger RNA from Dromiciops gliroides (monito del monte), 14851 nucleotides. It is a transcript of the gene MICAL3, whose product is annotated as microtubule associated monooxygenase, calponin and LIM domain containing 3. The transcript has 40 exons. The record is from RefSeq and is a predicted model, not a curated record. Gene Ontology annotation, molecular function: FAD binding; protein binding. NCBI's taxonomy places the organism in Eukaryota, Metazoa, Chordata, Mammalia, Microbiotheria, Microbiotheriidae. The coding region runs from base 616 to 7251 and encodes 2211 amino acids.